GAGAGAGAGAGAGAGGGAGGGAGGGGACGCCAGCGUAAUAUUCCCACCGUUUUCUCUCCUCCGUGCAGCCGAGAAGAAAAAAAAAACAAGGGCAUCCAUCGAUCCCUCCAUCCAUCCUCUCUGCAUCUCAUCACCGAAAUAUACAACGCAUCCAUCCCGUCGUUUCUUAACAUCGCUAGCCGGUCUCCUGUUCUCUACCUGGAGGUGUCGGUUUGUCUUUCAGCCUGCGGGGGAUUGCCGUGCCGUGCCGAGCCGAGCGGCAGGGGCGUGAGAGGCGGAUGCUGCGCGCGUAGAGGCAGGGUACCAACCAGGAGCAUCACCGCACUCACCACGAUGGACAGAAUGAGUUUUCUCUCCUUCCUCCUCCUUUGCUUGACUUCGGUUGCCAGUGGCAACAAAGCCAAUAAGCACAAGCCAUGGAUCGAGACAGAGUACCAGGGGAUUGUCAUGGAGAACGACAACACCGUGCUGCUCAAUCCUCCUCUCUUUGCCCUGGACAAAGAUGCUCCACUUCACUAUGCUGGCGAAAUUUGUGGCUUCCGUGUUCACAACGGGCCCUCGGGUUCGGGUUCGGUCCAGUUCGAGGCGGUGGUUCUGGACCGCUCCACUGGCGAGGGUCUGGUCCGGUCCAAGGAGCCCCUGGACUGCGAGAGCCAGCGGGAGCACAGCUUCACCAUCCAGGCCUACGACUGCGGAGAGGGACCCGACGGAGUCAACAGCAAAAAAUCCCACAAGGCCACCGUGCACGUCCGUGUGAACGACGUCAAUGAGUUCUCCCCGGUGUUUGUCGAGCGUCGCUACGAGGCCUCCGUCCCGGAGGGCCGCCUGUUUGACCGGAUCGUGCGCGUGGAGGCUCUGGAUGCCGACUGCUCCCCGCAGUACAGCCAGAUUUGCUUCUAUGACAUCAUCACUCCCAACGUGCCCUUUGCCAUUGACAACGACGGUAACAUCAAGAACACAGAGCCGUUGGACUCGAAGCGCCAGCGCGUUCACACCUUCUGGGUGACCGCUUUCGACUGCGGAAAGAACCGCGCUCAGGCUGACGCUCAAGUUGUUGUCACGGUCAAGCCGUCCUGCAAACCCGGCUGGAUCGGAUGGACCAAGCGCGUCGAGUACACCCCUGGGUCAGGAAGCAUCCCCCUGUUCCCCAGCCUGCACCUGGAGACCUGUGAGGAGACCGUGUGGAACAUCCAGGCCACUGUAGAGCUUCAGACUGGCCACAUCGGGAAGGGCUGCGACAGAGACAGCUACUCUGACAGAUCCGUGCGGCGGCUGUGUGGUGCAGUCAGGGGCGAGGUAGACCUCCUCCCACCUCCGUCUCCCGCCGCAAACUGGACCUCAGCCCUGCCCACCCUCCCCUCUUCUGAUUCAUCUCUGGUCUUCUCCUUCAACGGCUCCAAUCACGUUGCCGUGGUGCCAGACUCGGUUGUGUCUGCGCUGUCCGGCGACCACUUCACCCUCCAGCUGUGGAUGCGAAGGGGCGGCGCCAACAUCCAGCCUUCCACCACUCAGACCAGGGGAAGUCGCAAGGAGGAGGAGACCAUUGUGUGCAGCACCGUCAAGAACGAUGACUCCUUCUCCCACUACUCCCUCUCCGUCCACGGCUGCCGCCUCUCCCUCUUCUACUGGCCCGACGUCUCGGCCGCGCGGCCCGUCAAGUUCCUGUGGAAACUGGAGCAGGUGUGCGACAGCGAGUGGCAUCAUCUUUCGCUCAGCGUCCAGUUCCCGUCAGUCACCCUCUACGUGGACGGCGUGACCUUUGACCCCGCCCUCAUCCAUGACAACGGCGCCAUCCCCAACCCCGCCCCCCGCCAGAGGAUGUUCAUCGGCGCCUGCUGGGAGCCUGAAGAGAAGCAGAAAGAGAUACUAAACAACACCAUCCCAGAGGGUAAAGACUCAGUGAAGUACGUCGGCGGUUACCACGGCCUGUUGUCGGGGGUGACGGUGCGUCCAGGCAGCGUGGAGCCUCACAGCGUGGUGGAGUGUCUGUACGCCUGCAGGGAGGGGCUGGACUUCGGUGACCUAGAGACCUUGGGCUCUGGCAUGAAGGUCCAUGUGAACCCCAGCCAGUCUGUGUUGGUGCUGGAGGGAGACGACAUUGAGAGCUUCAACCGCGCAGUGCAGCAGGUCACCUACAGAAACUCUCUGCGCUUCGCCACCCCCGGAGUCCGUCCGCUCAAGCUCACCACCUCUCUCAGAUGUUUCAACGAGGAGAGCUGCCUGUCCCUCAAACAGCUGGAGGGGUACCUGGUGGUUCUUCAGCCUGACGCCCCUCAGAUCUCUCUGUCUGGAGUUGGUCCUCAUCUGGCCCGUCCGGCCCCCGAGUUCGAAGGCCCCCGCGGUGUCCCCCUCUUCCCCGAGCUCCGUAUCGUCUGCUCACUGUCUCACGCUGUUAACACAGCUGCACAGGGGAUGGAGGGUGGAGCCCUGAUGUCCGAUGCCGUUGCUCACACUUUGGACGGCUGUGAGGUCCAACCGUUGGGUGAGGAGCUAAACCCAGAGAGGGAGGAGCUUCUGGUGGACAUGGAUGUUGUGCGAGAACGGGGACUGGAAAUCAUCAACACUACAGCUUAUAUUGCCAUCACAGGUGCCGAAUCUAUCUCCGUAUACGAGGACGUCCUUCGAUCAGUCCGCUACCGGCUGGCCAAAGGCUCGGCCCGCUUCGAGAGGCGGUUCCGCCUGUCCUGCUCCGAGAUGAACGGCAGAUACACCAGCAACGAGCUGACUCUGGAGGUGAACUUCCUCCACUCUAUGGACAGUCUGUACCACCCGUCCCACCUGCUGGCCUCCCAGCAGCAGUUUCUCCAUCCAUCCCACCACGCCGGAGAGCUGAGUGGACACACCCUUCCAAAUCCACACCGCAACUCAGUGGUGCCAGGAGCAGCUACAGUCAUCAUCAUGGUGUGUGUCGGCUUCCUGGUCGUCAUGGUGAUCCUGGGCGUUUUCCGAAUCCGCUCCAUCCACCGCCGAGGCGAAGGCUCCAGAGGCGGGGCUAAAGAGGGCAGCGGCCAGUGGGACGACUCCGCGCUCACCAUCAUCGUCAACCCAAUGGAGUCCUACGAGUCUCGCAUGGGCAUCUCCGCCGACACGGAGGGGGAGGGAGAGGAGGACGAGGAGGUAGCAGAGUCGCCUGACGACGCGAGCGACGACCAGCGAAUCAUCAUCAAGAAGGAGGGCAGAGACGGCAACGCCCGCCGCUACUGAGCGCGUCUCUGCGCCGGUUCUCAUGGAAACCACAAAUCAGCUCACACACUCCAACACUUUUAAUAUCAACGACUGCUGACACCACUCAUAUAAGGAAUGUAUGCUUACAACACACAAUGCACAACACAGUCACCUGUAAUACUCUUGACACUCAACGCCAUAUGUGACCUAUAGCCAGUGACGGGCUGUUGUUCUCCACCUAAAUGUUCAAUGGCACAAUGUAUACAGUUAAUGUAAUUUAACCACUUGACUAAAACCCCACCGAAAUUGUAUGUGGUGCACCGGUUCUAAAUCACAAAAUGAUCAUGUGUCUGUAUAGUGUAAUACUGGUUGAAUGAGACGGUUAUAGGGUUUUUUUUUUUUAAACAAAGAGAGAAAAAAGAUUGUACAUUGUCUUUUGGUUUUGAACACAGAAUGAAAUGUAAACUGAAAACAACUCCCAACAUCCAGGCCUUGAGUAGAUCCGCAGGCAAAGACACAAGCCCUGAUCCCGACACAUCUCUCUUUAUUAGACUGACUCGAGAAGUCUGUGCACAAGCUCUUUCCCGCCCUUCUUUUUUGACAUGUUCCUUCGUCACCUUUAACCACAGAGUGAUCACAGUGAGGUCAGACAUUACGGUCACUUACUCAUGAAACCUAAACUCUGAUUUACUUGCAGUGUUUCUCCUUUGGUGUUGUGAGACUGCAGAUUUGCUGACAACCGAACACCUCAUCUUAUACACAAGCCGACAACAUCUGCACUGCUCCGAGAAUACAGAAUAGUUGAGUCUGUGUAUAUCACUGUGGUUUCUGCUAAGAAGUGGAGUCUUUGCAGAGUUUCAGCUUGUGCCGCUUAAUGACAAAAAAAAAAUAAAAAUAAAAAAAAUCACAGUCUAGACUAAAACUGGUGACCUCUUACAACCCCCCACCCCUCACUUAGUGACCGCUGGAAUGUCUCUAUACGACUCUCACUGCACUGUUUCACCCACUGCACACUGCUCUUACAGUAACUACAAGAUGUCACAUGUAAACACAAACAAACACAAGAACAUACUCCAUGACGCUUUCCCCCUACUGUUUCCAGAAUGUCCGCUCAGCUUGGGCAGUUUUGAUUGUAUUGAUUGUAAUGAAUUCUCUGUACAUACAACGAUGACUAUUAUGAUAAUAUUGUUAUUACUAUUAUUAUUGCUGCCACUCUUUCUCUUGUUCUGCACACGUCGAGAGGGAGCAAACUAUCAUUGACUUUAUUUUCCCCAUUUGAGUAAUCACCUUUACAGCAUCGGAAAACAGUAUAAUAAUAAUAAUAAUAGUAGUAGUGAUAAGGAUGAUAAUCCCUGGCUUGAUGAGUGUCUCUUAAUUUGUGUGUAAUAUUGUUGUAAUUUAAAAACUUGUUGAUAUCUGAAUCACAGAAAAGGGAGGGCACAUUGUCGUGAUACUUACAUACGUCUCAUUCAUCUUUUCACAUUAUAAAACGAGACCUUUUUUUAAAACAGUUUUUAUUAUUAUUAUUAUUAUUUGCUUUCCACUCCAUCUAGUAUCUUUGGUUCAAUGAAUGUGCAGCCGUGUGCUUCUCCUCACCUUUCCCUCCCCCCCUCUGGCCUCCCCUGCCUUUUUCCUUCACCUCUCCCUCACUGUCCCUCUGUGUCUCUUGCUGUCUGUCUGUGUAGCCUAUCAAUGUGCAGUGCUAAAGCUGUCAGUAAAUAAAGCCUGUUGUUUCUGAGUGUGAUGUUAAGAAGGAAUAAACAUUGCAUUGAUUAAUAACUUAUAUUAUUACUAUGUUACUAUUCGAACAUUACCUGUAAUUAUUGAUACGAUGACGACAUGGAUUAUGCUGGCUAAUUGUUAUUGAGAAGUGUCAGAAAACAUAACAAAAUUCAUAAUAAAAACACUAUAUGACGUCUC
Molecule: messenger RNA, 5085 nt
Organism: Mugil cephalus (flathead mullet)
Lineage: Eukaryota; Metazoa; Chordata; Actinopteri; Mugiliformes; Mugilidae
Gene: clstn3
Product: calsyntenin 3
Exons: 19
Coding region: 334-3204 (956 amino acids)
Biological process (GO): positive regulation of synapse assembly; positive regulation of synaptic transmission; homophilic cell-cell adhesion
Cellular component (GO): postsynaptic membrane; cell surface
Molecular function (GO): calcium ion binding; kinesin binding; X11-like protein binding
Source: RefSeq, a predicted model, not a curated record